CGUGCAGGCAGUGCUGUGAGGUUGCCCCAGCUCAGCAUAGGCAGCGACCCUGCAGCAACACGGAGAGGACGGCGCACUGGCUAGCACUGGAAAGCACACUUUACCGUAGGAAGGGACGCUCAAACACUGGAGUUGCAUGGCUAAAAUCACCGGAGUUAGCAACUAACAGGCUGUAGGUAUAUCAGCACAUUCGGGAGAAACCUCACAGCUGCCUCUCCCACUUUACUCUGGUAAUCCCGUCGACAUGUCCGCUUUCUCUGAGGCGGCUUUAGAGAAGAAACUAUCCGAGCUUAGCAACUCUCAGCAAAGUGUGCAAACCUUGUCGCUGUGGCUUAUUCAUCAUAGAAAACACUCGAAGACCAUUGUCAGUGUUUGGUUCAAGGAACUAAAAAAAGCUCAGGUAUCCCGCAAGCUCACCUUUCUUUACUUGGCCAAUGACGUCAUUCAGAACAGCAAAAGGAAAGGACCAGAGUUCACCCAAGACUUUGCACCGGUCAUCGUUGAUGCAUUCAAACAUGUUUACAGAGAGGGCGAGGAGGGCUGCAAAAAACAGCUGGGUCGGGUUUUGUCCAUUUGGCAGGAAAGAGCUGUGUACGAGAACAACUUGCUGGAUCAGCUCUCACAAGUCAUAUAUGGAGAAAAGAAAACCAAGAAGAGGUCGUAUGAGGAGAUCCAACCAGACGAUGAAGACUUUGCAUCUCAGAGCUCCCCAACUGACCCACCACAGACAGCAGAGUUAAUCCGAGCUCUGCAGGAGCUGGAGAAUGCAGCUUCUGGCGACUCAGUGCUGCGUCAGCGCAUUUCUUCUCUUCCUGCUGAAGUGCAGGACACGUCACUGCUUCAUAGGAUCACAGAUAAGGAAUCAGGUGAGAGGCUUUCCCGGCUGGUGGAGGAGGCAUGUAUGCUGCUAGCGGACUACAGUGGCCGCCUGGCAGCUGAGAUUGACGACCGAAGGCAACUCACACGCACACUGACUGUUUUCCUUCAAAGCCAGAAGGACGGCUUGGCCCAGAAUGAGCAAAAACUUGAAGAAUACAAACAUAAACUGGCGAGGGUGACGCAGGUCCGGAAGGAGCUGCGGUCCCGUCUUAACAGUCUCCCAGGAGGACUGUACAACUCCUCAAACUGAUGUCACCACCUCCUGCUGCUGCUACUUAAACAUCCUGAACAACCUGCCUCCUGGAAAAAAAACAAAAUACCACCACCAUCAGUCUUGUUGAAUAUUCUCAUCAACUUUUUUGUUUUUAUCCACAUCAAUUUUAUUCUUAAUUUUCUGUCCAAGCUCUAAACCCCCUUUGUGUUGGAUGUUCUCACUACACUGUAAGUUAGUAUUUAUAACCCUCAGACACAGGCCUCUCAUGCCUCAGCCUCUGUCCGUUUACAUUUUACUCUAAAGUGGCAUGGAUACUGCUGGUGUGAUAUUUUUGUAUGUAUAGUGACUCAGUUCACCAGAGCAUAUCCCUCUCUUCUUGUAGUGUGACAUUUCAUAAUCAUUUGCAGUAUUUUGGGUUGCAGUCAUCACUCUUUUUUUUUUUUUUUUGGAUGCUUUCAUUAGUGUGUGCAGUUAAUCUGUAACUUACAGCUGUGGAUCUUGUACAUCCACUGUGUUCAAGCUAGGAUUUCUCUGUUUCUUUGUCUGAAGUGUGAUCAAGGCCUUAGGACAUAAUGAGACAUCUCAAAACCAUAUUCUGAAGAAGAGUGUUUCUCCUCAGAGUAAACCGAUACUAAUUUAUCAUGUUUAAAAGAGGUGUGAAUCUGUUGUCUGUGUACAUAUACAAAACUGCAUGUAAAUAUGACGGCACUCCACCUGUAAGUCCUUUUGAUUGGUGUCUGUGUGCCUUGUGAAAUGGACAGAUUCCCAAGGUACUUUCAUUACCUAUUUUCAUAUUCUUAGCAAGUGCUUUGGCCGAACAAUAAUGAGCGAAAGGAGUCUGUUGUCAUGUUUACUGUAUAAUUCUGUCAUAGUUUUAUCUUUAGGACUGAAUGCUGUGCAGGUGCCUCACACAGCUUGGUGAAGUGCCCCCAGUUUCCAAAGCCACACCCUUUUUUUUUUCUUUGUUUUUGUACAUAUGAUGCAACUUCGUAGAGCCAAAUAAACAUGAAAUCUUUGCAAU
Molecule: messenger RNA, 2114 nt
Organism: Sphaeramia orbicularis (orbiculate cardinalfish)
Lineage: Eukaryota; Metazoa; Chordata; Actinopteri; Kurtiformes; Apogonidae
Product: regulation of nuclear pre-mRNA domain-containing protein 1A
Exons: 7
Coding region: 245-1129 (294 amino acids)
Biological process (GO): mRNA 3'-end processing
Molecular function (GO): RNA polymerase II C-terminal domain binding
Source: RefSeq, a predicted model, not a curated record